AUGCCGAACCUCUCGCAAGCUCCUGCGGCGUCGCAGACGGCAGAGUUGCCCAUUGAGCGCACAAUCUCUUCCAUUCCGCGCGAAGAAGGGUCCAAAUGGGAGUACCCGUCCCCUCAGCAAUUUUACAACGCUCUUGUGCGUAAGGGAUGGGAGACACCCGAGGAGCACAUUGAGACGAUGGUGGAUAUUCAUAAUUUCCUGAAUGAGCAAGCCUGGUUGGAGGUGCUCAAGUGGGAGAGACUUGGCAGGGGCGAUUCAAUACCUCAACUUGCGCGCUUCCAGGGUAAGCCAGGAGAGGUAUCUCCAAAGGCACGGUUCUGGUUGUUUGCUGGAUGGCUGUUCCCGUCCAGGUUCAACAAUGAGCCCCCGUUCGAUCGCCAUGAUUGGGUUGUUCGCCGCCCCAGAACAGGUGAAGAAGUACGCUAUGUCAUCGACUACUACUCUGCACCACCAGAGCCAGACGGCUCGCCAGUAUUCUCGCUAGACGUGCGGCCCGCAGUCGACAGCUUCUCGAGCGUGAAGGAGCGAAUCGCCGUUGCAACGGAGGAAGCUUGGGCUAACUUCAAAGAGAACAACAACUCGACCGGGCCGGCGCGGUCUUAA
Messenger RNA from Coniophora puteana RWD-64-598 SS2, 603 nucleotides. RefSeq names its product cytochrome c and c1 heme-lyase. The coding region runs from base 1 to 603 and encodes 200 amino acids. The record is from RefSeq and is a predicted model, not a curated record. Gene Ontology annotation, biological process: cytochrome c-heme linkage. The transcript has 3 exons. Gene Ontology annotation, molecular function: holocytochrome-c synthase activity. Gene Ontology annotation, cellular component: mitochondrion. Lineage: Eukaryota; Fungi; Basidiomycota; Agaricomycetes; Boletales; Coniophoraceae.